GUCAGUGUGAGCAGUGAAAUGGCUGAAGGUGGAGGUUUACUGAAUCAGGACCAGUUGAGCUGUUCGAUCUGUCUGGAUCUACUGAAGGAUCCGGUGGCUAUUGCCUGUGGACACAGUUACUGUAUGGGCUGUAUUAAGGGCUACUGGGAUCAGGAUGAUCAUACUGGUGUCUACAGCUGUCCUCAGUGCAGACAGACCUUCACCCCAAGGCCUGUUCUGAACAAAAACACCAUGCUGGCUGAAGUGGUGGAGAAACUGAAGAAGACAGGACACCAAGCUAGUCCUCCUGCUCACUGUUACGCUGGACCUGGAGACGUGGCGUGUGAUGUCUGCACUGGGAGAAAGAGCAAAGCUGUCAUGUCCUGUCUGGUGUGUCUGGCCUCUUACUGCGAAACUCACAUCCAGGCUCAUUAUGAUUCUCCUCCUCUUAAGAAGCACAAACGGGUCAAAGCCACUGGAAACCUGCAGGAGAAGAUCUGCUCUCAUCAUGACAAAGUGCUGGAGGUUUACUGUCGAACCGAUCAGCAGUUUAUCUGUUAUCUGUGUACAAUGGAUGGACACAGAGGCCAUGACACAAUCCCAGCUGCAGCAGAAAGGACUGAGAAACAGAAGCAGCUGGGGGCGACACAGAGUAAAUUCCAGCAGAGAAUCCAGGAGAGAGAGAAGGAGCUGCAGGAUCUGAGACAGGCUGUGCACUCACUCAAGCGCUCUGCACAGGCAGCAGUGGAUGACAGUGAGAGGAUCUUUAUUGAGAUGAUCCGCUCGAUUGCAAGAAUACGCUCUGAGGUGAAAGAGCUGAUCAGAGAUCAGGAGAAGGCUGAAGUGAGUCGGGCUGAAGGACUCCUGGAGCGACUGGAGCAGGAGAUUGCUGAGCUGAGGAGGAGAGACGCUGAGCUGGAGCAGCUUUCACACACAGAGGAUCACAUCCAUUUCCUCCAGAACUGCCAGGCUCUCUGUGCCCCUCCCGAACCCAGAUGCGUACCCAUCACUUUCAAUCAACAUUUCUCCUUCGACGUUGCAAGAAAAUCUGUUUCUGAACUGAAGGAGCAACUGGAGGACUUCUGCAGAGGAGGAUUACUCAAGAUCACUGAAUCAGUGAGAGAGGUUGGUAUUCUACCAAUUCCACAACCUGCAGAUAGAGGGGAUUUCUUACAAUAUUACUCUCAUCUCACACUGGACCCCAACACAGUCCAUUCAAAACUGUCUCUGUCUGAGGGGAACAGACAGCUGUCCCGUGGGGAACAGAUGCAGCCAUAUCCUGAUCAUCCAGAGAGAUUUGACUACUGGGAGCAGGUGCUGUGCAGAGAGGGUCUGUCUGGACGCUGUUACUGGGAGGCUGAGUGGAGUGGGAGAGGGGAUGUUUACAUAGCAGUGUCAUAUGUGGGGAUCAUCAGGAAAGGGUGGGCUUAUGAUGCUCUCUUUGGAUAUAAUAAGAAGUCCUGGAGCCUAUGUUGCUCUCAUUCCAAAUGUCAUUUCUAUCACAACCAAAAAUGCACAAGACUCCCUAUCCCUCCCUCCUCCAGAAUAGGAGUGUACCUGGAUCACAGGGCAGGAACUCUGUCCUUCUACAGCAUCUCUGACACAAUGACCCUCCUGCACAGAGUCCAGACCACGUUCACUCAGCCCCUCUACCCUGGGUUCUAUGCCAACACAGCAGGGUCUACCAUUAAGCUGUGCCCAAAUCCCUGUUCCCUCCUCCAGAAUAGAAAGCGCAAAGCCAUCAAUUCCUGUCUGGUGUGUCUGGCCUCUUACUGUGAAACUCAUCUCAAACUUCACAAUGAGCUUCACCCAGGAAACACACAUAAUGUCAUCAAUGCUACUGGACGCCUGCAGGACAAUAUUUGCCAUCAGCAUGAGAAACUGUUGGAGGUUUAUUGUCGUUCUGAUCAGCAGUGUAUCUGUUAUCUGUGUACAAUGGAUGAACACAGAGGCCAUGAUACAGUCUCAGCUGCAGCAGAAAGGACUGAGAAACAGAAGCAGCUGGGGGCGACACAGAGUAAAUCCCAGCAGAGAAUCCAGGAGAGAGAGAAGGAGCUGCAGGAUCUGAGACAGGCUGUGCAGUCACUCAAGCGCUCUGCACAGGCAGCAGUGGAGGACAGUGAGAGGAUCUUUACUGAGAUGAUCUGCUCCAUUGAGAGAAGGUGCUCUGAGGUGAAAGAGCUGAUCAGAGAUCAGGAGAAGGCUGAAGUGAGUCGGGCUGAAGGACUCCUGGAGCGACUGGAGCAGGAGAUUUCUGAGCUGAGGAGGAGAGACGCUGAGCUGGAGCAGCUUUCACACACAGAGGAACACAUCCAUUUCCUCAAGAGCUGUCAGUCUCUCUAUGCCCCUCCUGGACCUUACUUACCCAGCAUCACUGUCAGUCCACACAUCUCUUUUGAGGCUGUGAGGAAAUCUGUCUCUGAGCUGAAAGGGCGAAUGGAGGACGUCUGCAAGGGGGAACUGCUCAAAAUUUCUGAAUCAGUGAAGGAAGUCCAUACUGUAGAGCCCAGGACCAGAGAGGAUUUCUUACAGUAUUCCUGUCAGCUCACACUGGACCCCAACACAGUGCAUAAACAGCUCCGUCUGUCUGAGGGGAACAGAGAGGUGACCUGUGUGGAAGAGAUCCAGUCACAUCCUGACUAUCCAGAGAGAUUUGAGCACUGGUCCCAGGUGCUGUGCAGAGAGGGUCUGUCUGGACACUGUUACUGGGAGGCUGAGUGGAGUGGAGGUGAUGAUGAUGAUUGGGUUGAUAUAGCAGUGACAUAUAAAGACAUCCGCAGGAAAGGAGAAGGUGAUGAUGCUUCUCUGGGAUGUAAUGACAAGUCCUGGGCUUUGCGCCGUUCUCCCUCCAGUUACUCUUUCUGGCACAAUAAUGAGUGCACUGAAAUCCCUGUUCCCUCCUCCUCCAGAAUAGGAGUGUACCUGGAUCACAGGGCAGGAACUCUGUCCUUCUACAGCGUCUCUGACACUAUGACCCUCCUGCACACAGUCCAGACCACGUUCACUCAGCCCCUCUAUCCUGGGUUUUGGGUUUAUGCUGUCGGAUCUUCUGUGAGACUGUGUGAUCUGUGAUGAGAGAGAGGGAGGAUCAGCUGUAAUCAGAGUGAGAGAAAAACACUGCAGUGAGACAGAGAGGAGAAGUUAAUAAGACAUGGAAGUUGCAUUGCCUCCCAAAUGGGCGGAUACAUCCUUUAUUGAAAAUCAUCUGUUCAUUUUCUCCCAUACACUGUGUGGUAUAGAGAAUUUAUUAGAAACCGAAGAGAUCAAUCAGGAAUAAGACAGGAAAUAUGUGCAUUCAGAAAAUAGGAUUCUCUGCUUACAUUUCUGCUUCUUCCACACAGGACUCUAUGAAUGCUUUGUGACGAUCACUCUUUUGGGAGAAAGUCGUUCUGUAGUUUAUGUUCAUGUGUCCUUUGUACCAAUGUGAGGAAGUGUAAACUGAAUUAAAAUUCCAAAAGAUUGUUGUACAU
Conger conger (European conger) is the source of this 3449-nucleotide messenger RNA. Its product is annotated as E3 ubiquitin/ISG15 ligase TRIM25-like. The coding region runs from base 19 to 3051 and encodes 1010 amino acids. Lineage: Eukaryota; Metazoa; Chordata; Actinopteri; Anguilliformes; Congridae. Gene Ontology annotation, molecular function: zinc ion binding; protein binding. The record is from RefSeq and is a predicted model, not a curated record. The transcript is spliced from 12 exons.